This is a messenger RNA of Zalophus californianus (California sea lion), 18217 nucleotides long. It is a transcript of the gene SLC5A3, whose product is annotated as solute carrier family 5 member 3. Gene Ontology annotation, biological process: inositol metabolic process; transmembrane transport; myo-inositol transport. Gene Ontology annotation, molecular function: D-glucose:sodium symporter activity. NCBI's taxonomy places the organism in Eukaryota, Metazoa, Chordata, Mammalia, Carnivora, Otariidae. Gene Ontology annotation, cellular component: plasma membrane. The coding region runs from base 6945 to 9101 and encodes 718 amino acids. The transcript is spliced from 2 exons. The record is from RefSeq and is a predicted model, not a curated record.
UGGCUUGCACUGGGCGGGGGUGUAUGCUUACCAGAAGUCCUGGUUUCCAAGACUAUUUCAUGGCAGGUAAUCUUGUUUUUAUAAUAAUAAUAAUUUAAAUAUCAUGUAAACUGAUGAAAUGAGUGCAAAACUUUUUUUCCCUGAAAACCAAGUUGGAUUCUUUGGAAAGACUUGAUAAAGGUGAGUUACUAAAUAAUGGCUGUAGAAUUAGUUGGCUGCAAUAUCUAAAAUUUUGGGAGGAAGAAGAGCAUUAGUCCCAAAGGAUUCUGUAUGUAGACUGCUUUACAAGGAUUUUUUAAAGCUUUCCACUUUAAUGAAACUGAAAAUGGAAAAUUGUAGAUGAUGCAUUUAUAGAUGUGGUUUAGAUCAAGCAGAAGGAACUUCAAUCAGCAAGGAGCUCCUCAUCAUCGAUCCCAUUCUCCAAGUGCUUUCACCCCAUAUUAAGAUUGGCAAAUGAAUGUACAUUUAUGUGUUAAACUUAAAUAAAAUUUUUAAGGUACGUAUGUAUGAUAUUUCGAUUUCCUACUUUAGCUUUAAUUCAUUUUUUUACCUAUUAUUUUUGGAUAUGAUUGUUUUGGUUAUGAAAGCUUCUGCUUCAGUAAGUGCUCUGAUUUUGUUUUCUAAAUGAAUAGAAGAAUGUAAGAUCCUCAAUGAAGAUACUGGUUGUGUUAUGUCGGAAUAAACAAAAGAACUGACACUGGGAAACUAGAAAGAGCUAGAGACAGAUCGACUUGGUUUUGGUUCCUGGCACCUACCUUCUAGGGAUCUUAACCUUUUUGGAUCUUCAUUUCCUCGCUGUAAAAUGGGAGCGAUCCCUAAAUUGGAGAGUCUGAAGAUAAAGUGGUAACAUGACCUUGGACGUAAUAGGUCUUCAGUAUGUCACUAAAGUAGCUUUGUAAUAUCAGGCAAGUUAUCCAACUUCUAUUGCCUAGUUUUCCAUUAUUACCACCUUAAUGAUAAAGACACUCUAAAAGGUAAAUUUUUUUAUAUGUAAGUUGUUUUAUCAGAAUCUGAGCCUUAGUCAAACCUGGAGUAUAGUAGUUGCUCAAUAAGUAUUUGAAGUCAUGAACAUGAGUCAUACUACAUAAUAGCUUGUCUGCUAAUUAAGGCAAGGGCGAGUUUUUGCAUUUAGGAGAUGUAAAGUGUGUAUAUGAGGGUUCCCAUGGACUGUACCAGCUUAGAACGACCUCUUUGUUAGGCUGAUGUCUAUAUCAUUUAGUAACAACUGCUGGCCUUUGCCAGGCGCUGUGCACUAGGACUUCUCAUCAAGAACUAAACUAUUUGCGUCUGGUCUUUGUGUUUAUCUCUCCCAUCCAACUUUAUUAUAACUAGUACUUUAAGUAAGACUUAAUGUAUGUUUUAGGUGAGAAGUUGGGAAAAGUGAAGAAUAGGGAAAAUUUAAAGAGAAGAAUUACUUAAGAUAGGCUAUUAAUUAUUAAGGUGAUUUGAGGCAAGUGUAGGGGGAAACUUAGUAUUUUAAUUUAUUUAGUAAAUGUUUGAUUGCUAAUGGGCAAAGCUAAAGCUGUAAGGAUGACCUCUUUUCAGUAAGAAAAACAGGUGUAGCAGAUAGAUGGUAGGCUAAUCAAUUUCUGCCACUACAUGCACGAAUACGUUUUCAGUUAGUAUUCUACUUUUCAUGUUUGAUGCAGCAGUGGAUUAUAAAACUACAUAUUUUAAUUGGUGAUUUUAAGAAUUUGUUCCUUUCCUGUUGGUAAUAGAUUUUAUAAGAAUUAAAACAGUAUUAUUUUACAGCACAAGUUGCUGGAGUGUAUAUAUUUCAUUAAUAUGCUUAAUUUUUUUUAGUAAUUGUUUUAUAAGCCAGAAAGACUUGUGAUCUAACAAGUCCAAGAUAAGACCUUCUACAAGAGAUGAUGUUUACUUAACUGUCAGUCUUCUAAAUCCAGCUUUAUUUCAGGCUUAAUUUGUGACUUGGUACCCGAUUAUUUUAUUUUACCUUAAGUUGCAUAAUGGGCUUGGGGAUCAUAUAAGGUAUUGGGCCCACUUGGAGCAGACUUAAGGAAUGUGUGUGUGUGAGCGUAUAAAGGAAGAAACAAGAAUGUGACCAAGAGGAAUAGUAAUGCUGGAACUGAAGUCCUUUUCAUUCUGUUUGGGAGAUGGCAAUGUGAAUUGUAAAUGUAUUCAUGAGUUAAUAAAAGCUAUUUAGCAAAGUUGCCUGAGAAAUAGCCAGGAUGUGUGUUAAUUCUUUUAACUGUUGUUUUAAGACUGGGUAAGUAUGAAGGGUUGUCCUCAGCUUAGAUUAUACUUUGUCAUAGUUUGGAGUGUUUUAAUUCAUGGCUCUGAGGGGCUGGGUGGGCCCGUGGCGAGAUGGAAGAGCUGCGGGGUGGAAAGCGCAUGUGUGAUGGUGGUGCUGGUGCUUACCCCCCUAGUCUGUUGCCUGGGAGGGUGGGCCUGGUUCACCAGCUCGUCCUUUUCUCUCCUGUUCGUAGUCAGAAAUCCAGAGUUUUUAGGAAAUCCAAUUUUUAAGAUGUUGGCAACUAAUUCAAAAUUACUUAAGCAUCAUGGACCAAAUGAAAUAAAUCUGUUGGUCAGAUAUGCUACCACCUUAUAAUUUCUCAUUUAGAUAAUUGGCUUUAGACAUUUUUUAAAGAUGUCCAUGAUUGCUUUUGGACCUCUUUAGCAUUUAGGUUUCAGAAAUUCCUGCUCACAUGUUGAUAAAACCCACUUUGUUAAUUGGUCAUUGGUUUACAAUAGGACUGAUAGUUAAUUAGUAAAUGGCAAACAUGUUCUAUUCUUAAAAGUAAUACUAGUUUCUAGUUUUGGACUAUUGAAUUAUGUAUGUCCAUAUAGGCUAAAGUGUUGUAUGUACAGACUUCAGAGUAGCACAAGGACUAAAGUAUGACAUAAACUGUCAGAAAUUGGUAUUCAUAGUCCACUUUUUUUUUUUGAUGUCUGGAUGAGUGCUUAUUUUAAGCCCACAUUAGUGCAGUUUGGUUUAUACCCAUUGUACUAACCUCUUAGGGGCUUGAAAUACUGUUCUGAGCAGACUGCUUGUCUAGAAAAUGAAGUUUUUUGAAGUUCACAUUAGCUUAUAUGACCCAUGAUCCUUGGAACAUAGUAUUACCAUGAAACAAAAUGUAGUUGCUCUUCUAGUCAGAGUAUAGAACAAGGGGGUGUUAGAAUAUUUUUAUUUUUGACUAGGCUUCAUGUUUCCAUAAAGUGGAAGCCAAGCUAUUGCCUUGACUGACUUUCCUUUUUUGUCAUUCUCACUUCCCCAUCCUCACUUCAUAUACAUAACAGCAAAUUGCAAGUGAAAAAAAUAUCUCAGAUUCAGUUUGUUCUUUUCCUACCUUUCAAGUCCAGGGUAUAAUUGAUUGUGCAACCCCCCUCCCCACGCCCCCAAGCAUUUUUACUGUGAUUGUGGCAUCGUAGUUAAGGGAAUCCCUACCCACUUUGGGAACACUCAGGAGUUGCUGGUGUGGGUGAACCCUUAAAAAUGGAAUUGCAAGUGAAAGUUUGGACUUAACCAAACCCUUAAACCUCAACCUGGAGUCCUCCGUGCUCACAAACUGGCAUUUGCUUGCUUCUGCCCCAGAAUCAAGAAAUGCUGGUAUUGUCUUUGUUUAGUUUUUAUAACAUUCUUGGUUGACAACUAUCCUUACUGUUAGAAUGCUUGAAUUUUGUCCGUUGAAGAAACCCAAGUGCAUCUAUCAUAGCCAGAUUGCUGUGGAUGUAGUCCAGUAUGGGAAAGUUCUCACUGGGGUGAUCAAGACCUUAGCUGCACUUGGAUUUCAGGUACUGGGAAGGUCCUUGUGUGGGAACCCGUGUGCAGUGUUUGCUUUCGUUAGAUGGGUAAAUUAUGAAUAUAAAACAUUCAGUUCUGGGUUUGAUUCAGAUACAAGGUGAGUUUCUGUUGCUGAAUGAAAAGCUAAAUUUGAGGGUAGGGUCUUUGCCAGGCAUAUGUUGUAUAUAGAAAGAUGUACUUAAGUGUUCUUUUAAAAAAAAUUUGGUUGAACCUCUUAAGUAAAUAUAUGACCCAGUAGUAUGUUGUUUUGAUUUUCAUUCUUUAGCUGGCGUACUACCUGACUUCUCUUUUGUUAGCAAUUAUAUGAGAAACAAUUGUGUGAAGCAUACUAUUUUGAAAACCUGAGAUAAACCAGGUUUCCACCAGGGACGAUCUUGAGUCUGUAGUAGUGUUACUGGUCCGGGAAAGCCGUUCUCAUGUGUGGACUGAGGGCCAGGAGCUUUUGCAAAUUCAUUUUAAGAAGGUUGAGGUGAAGAAAGAGUCCUAACAAAAUUUUCUUUAUUCAAUAUUUUAUCUGAUUCGGAUGAAAUAAUUGGAACCUGUAACAUCAGGAUCUUCCUAUCUUCUGACAUUCAUUGGAAAGCAGUUGUGAUCCUGUUUCUCUGGAUUUUUAGACCAGUCUAUUUGUCCUGUCGUUGAAAUGCAAGAGGAGAAUCUAGCUGCAUUCAUAAUCUGUAACAUCAUACCAAAGUUUACUUUUUAUGUUCAGUUCAGGCCAUAAUUUCUACUAGUCCUUCCAAAUACAGAUCAGGUUAUCAUGUUGUCUUAUUUUUUUACUUCUUAAAAAUCUUAUAUUCCCUAAACCUUGAGGAAAAUUAGAAAGUUUUAAAAAUUUUCCAACCAAAUAUAUCUGCUUGAGGAAACAUCCCACUUUUAGGACCUUCUAUUUAUGACUUGGCCUCCUGGGAGAAUUAAGAAUCUGGUCUACAAGAAGGCUUGUGUUUAUAUUUUCUGGCCCCAGUCACAUGGAAAAACAAGAAACAUUUUGGCAUCUGUUCUUCUAGGAAUGAUUUUUCCAGGAACAUCAGACUGGAACCAAGUAGGAUAAGUACAGAAAACAUGAAGGUGAACCCACAGAGUUGACAUGAUUGCAUGUUCUACCUCUAAACCUUAUGUUUUAUACUUUAAACCUUAGUGGGUAGUUUAAGCGGGGUGUGUGUGUGUGUGUAUGUAUUUUCCCCUUGAAUACUCAGCCAUCUUAAGGGUUAGAUAGUGUAAUCUGCAUUUUACAAGUGAAAAAACUGAAGCAGAAAGGUGUUCAGGGUCACACAGCUCAGUAAAUGGCUGGGCCAGCAUUCCAAGGGCAGUCUCAACCUAGAAGCUCUAGUUUUCAUCACUAUAUCUGUGAAAAGAGUGUACAACAUAGUGAUGUAGUAGAGUUAAAGUCCCUUUAGAUUGAGGGAAGUAUUUCACAUCUGUUUUGAGUGCCUACAGGGUACCAGCAUUACCAUGUUUGGGGGACAUACAGUGCUAAAUUGUAAGACAAAGUUCCAGCUUUCCUGGAGCGUACAUUCUUGUAAGGUAGACAAACUAGCAAAUCCUAGAGAAAGCAUGAUGAGAAACCAAUGUGGCAAAUUUCAUUUCUGUUAGAGUGCUCAGGCAAGGCCGAGACUUAAGUGAGGACUUAAGUGAGGCCAUUGCCAUUGACCUGGGCAGAAGAGCAGGAACGAGCACAGAGAUCUUGGAGUUAUGUUAGCUUGCAUUCAGUUCAGCAGGCUUUUGUUUGUUUUAUAGGUCAUCUUCAAGCCUUCCCUGGAAGAACUGACAGUGCGUAACAAUUGUUCAGUACUUCAUUUUUUCCCCACAGGGCUUUUUUAUUUAGUAAUCUAGUUGUGCCUUGAGAUACCUGUUUUUCCCAUUUUGUAGAAGUGAGAGUUAAGAUGCAGACUUCGGCACACAUUAAAGGAAAUAGUUUAAUGAAUCUCCAUACUGUGCUCAUCACCCACCUUCAACAACCGAUCAGCAUUUACCAAUCUUGCUUCAUCUAAACUCCCACCACUGCCCUUGGUUUUUUUCUUGGAGUAUUUUUUAUUUUCUUUAGAAAAGUUACAAGACCAGUUCAGUUAAUACUUGCAUGGUUUUCACCUAGAUCACCAAAUGUUAGAAUUUGCCAUAUUUGCUCUUUUUUUUUUUUUUAAUCUGCACUGUUUGAGAGAUGCAGACAUCUUGACAUGCCUUUUUUAGGAAUAAGGGCAGUUUUCUUCCUAACCACAACAUAACCAUUACCCAAUUCUGACAUUGAUACAGCACUGUUAUAAAAUGUUCAAUACAUGUUCAAAUUUAUCCUGUUAUUCCAUUAAUAUUCUUGAGCUUUUUAAUCCAGAAUUCAGUCAAGGAUCAUGCAUUGAGAUGUUUAGUCUCCUUGAUCUAGAACAAUUCUCUGGGCUUUGUCAUUAAUGACAGUAGCACUUUGAAGAGUCCAGGCCCACUGGUCUGCACAAACCCUCAAUUUGGAUUUGUCUAGUUGAUUUUCUCAUGAUUAGAGAUAGGUUAAACAUUGUUGACAUAAUUAUCAAAUAGGGAUGUCUGUGUAUUGCAUCAGGAGGCAUGUCAGUUUGUCUCACUAUUGAUGUUAAGCAGUCAUUUGGUUUAGGUGAUACCCACCGGAUUGCUCCAUUGUAAACUGCCUUUUUUCCUUUUGUUUUUAUAGAGUGACAAAGUUGAGACUGAGUAUUCUUCAGUCUUCUGGCUUUCGCAUCUGUUGAUGAUUCUGAAUCAGUUAACAUCUCCAUGUUCAAAUCCCUGAAGUGUCUUAAAUGUUUCUCCCCAGUUGGUUUGCUUGAAUCUGAAUCUAGACCAAGUCCACAGGCUGCAUUUACUUGAUGGCCCCUUGAGUCUUUACGGGUUGGUACAGUAGGCUUCACUAACUUAGCUGCAACUCAGAAUUUCUCCUCCAGCACCUGAGUAAAUGCUGAUGGUCUUGUGGAGAGUGGAUUAAGAGUACGAGCUAAGUUCUCAAUCCCAAUUAAGAAGCGGAGGAAAAUUUAAACUGUCUCCUUCAAAGUUUAUCACAACCACCACCAUCAAGACAGCAAACCAAAGGACAAAGACUUUGACCUGCUGUGUUGCUCUGUGUAGUCCAGUUCACGUAUGGUUUACAGACUUGUCUGGGGUUACUAAUGAGUAAAUAAAAAGUCGGACACUUCUGUCAUUGGACACUUUUAUUCACAAAGUUACCAAAAUGAGGGCUGUACUGGAGACAGCAGACAUUGCCAUAGUGGCCCUGUAUUUUAUCCUGGUCAUGUGCAUUGGUUUUUUUGCCAUGUGGAAAUCUAAUAGAAGCACCGUGAGUGGAUACUUCCUGGCGGGGCGCUCUAUGACCUGGGUAGCAAUUGGUGCCUCUCUGUUUGUGAGCAAUAUUGGGAGUGAGCACUUCAUUGGGCUGGCAGGAUCUGGAGCUGCAAGUGGAUUUGCAGUGGGCGCAUGGGAAUUCAAUGCCUUACUGCUUUUGCAACUUCUGGGAUGGGUUUUCAUCCCGAUUUACAUCCGGUCAGGGGUAUACACCAUGCCUGAAUACUUGUCCAAGCGAUUUGGUGGCCAUAGGAUUCAGGUCUAUUUCGCAGCCUUGUCUCUGAUUCUCUAUAUCUUCACCAAGCUCUCAGUGGAUCUGUAUUCGGGUGCCCUCUUUAUCCAGGAGUCUUUGGGUUGGAACCUCUAUGUGUCUGUCAUCCUGCUCAUUGGCAUGACUGCUUUGCUGACUGUCACCGGAGGCCUUGUUGCAGUGAUCUACACAGACACUCUCCAGGCUCUGCUUAUGAUCGUUGGGGCACUCACACUUAUGAUUAUUAGCAUGAUGGAGAUUGGCGGGUUUGAGGAAGUUAAGAGAAGGUACAUGUUGGCCUCACCCAAUGUUACUUCCAUCUUGUUGACAUACAACCUUUCCAACACAAAUUCUUGUCAUGUCCACCCUAAGAAAGAUGCACUGAAAAUGUUGCGGAAUCCAACAGAUGAAGAUGUUCCUUGGCCUGGAUUCGUUCUUGGGCAGACCCCAGCUUCAGUAUGGUACUGGUGUGCUGACCAAGUCAUCGUGCAGAGAGUCUUAGCAGCUAAAAACAUUGCUCAUGCCAAAGGGUCUACUCUUAUGGCUGGCUUCUUGAAGCUUCUGCCAAUGUUUAUCAUAGUUGUCCCAGGAAUGAUUUCCAGAAUACUGUUUGCUGAUGAUAUAGCUUGCAUCAACCCAGAGCACUGCAUGCAAGUAUGUGGAAGCAGAGCUGGGUGCUCUAAUAUUGCUUACCCACGCCUGGUGAUGAAGCUGGUUCCCGUGGGCCUCCGUGGCUUAAUGAUGGCAGUGAUGAUUGCAGCUCUGAUGAGCGACUUGGACUCUAUCUUUAACAGUGCCAGUACCAUAUUCACCCUCGAUGUGUACAAACUCAUCCGCAGGAGCGCAAGCUCCAGGGAACUAAUGAUUGUGGGGAGGAUAUUUGUGGCUUUUAUGGUGGUGAUCAGCAUUGCAUGGGUGCCAAUCAUCGUGGAGAUGCAAGGAGGCCAGAUGUACCUUUACAUUCAGGAGGUAGCAGAUUACCUGACACCCCCAGUUGCGGCCCUGUUCCUUCUGGCAAUUUUCUGGAAGCGCUGCAAUGAGCAAGGGGCUUUCUAUGGUGGAAUGGCUGGCUUUGUUCUUGGAGCAGUCCGUUUGACACUGGCCUUUGCAUACCGUGCCCCAGAAUGUGACCAACCUGAUAACAGGCCAGGCUUCAUCAAAGACAUCCAUUACAUGUAUGUGGCCACAGCAUUGUUUUGGGUCACAGGACUCAUUACUGUAAUUGUUAGCCUUCUCACACCACCUCCCACAAAGGAACAGAUUCGUACCACCACCUUUUGGUCUAAGAAGAGCCUGGUGGUGAAGGAAAGCUGCUCCCCGAAAGAUGAACCAUACAAAAUGCAAGAGAAGAGCAUUCUGAGGUGCAGUGAGAACAGUGAGGCCAUCAACCACAUCAUUCCCAAUGGGAAAUCUGAAGAUAGUAUCAAGGGCCUUCAGCCGGAAGAUGUUAAUCUCUUGGUGACCUGCAGAGAAGAGGGCAAUCCGGUGGCUUCGUUAGGGCAUUCAGAGGCAGAAACACCAGUAGAUGCUUAUUCCAAUGGGCAAGCAGCUCUUAUGGGUGAGAAAGAGAGAAAGAAGGAAACAGAGGAUGGAGGCCGAUACUGGAAGUUCAUAGAUUGGUUCUGUGGCUUUAAAAGUAAGAGCCUCAGCAAGAGGAGUCUCAGAGACCUGAUGGAGGAGGAGGCUGUUUGUUUACAAAUGUUGGAAGAGCCUCCACAAGUUAAACUAAUAUUAAAUAUCGGACUUUUUGCUGUGUGUUCACUUGGAAUUUUCAUGUUUGUUUAUUUCUCCUUAUGAACUUUUUAAGGAUAUGAUGAGACACUAACUUAAGAAAAUACUGGUCUUUGGAAAAAAAACAAAAACAAAACUUAUGUAACUGUUGCAUCUCUCAGGCAUUGUUUACGCUAUAGGUUUUAGCCAAAUUUUACUUAGCAGAAAAUCAUCUAUUUGCAAGACUUUAUUUUCCCAGAGAUGGAUGAAAGUAAAUUUUCAACCUAAAUGAAGUAAAACUUGUUUAACAGACUUGAAUUGUGCAAAUGUGGUUUAAAAUUUUCCAUACCAAAGUAAGGAGAGACCAAUUAUUCUCAUAGAACAUGUAGAGCAGAAUAUAUGCUAAGAUUAUCACAAACAAGGUAUACUGUGUGCACUGCCAAAUCUUGGUAGGCCUUCUUAUCCUGAAGUAGAGGACUUGCUCGUUUCAGAGUUUUUUCUCUGUCUCUGUAAUCCCUACUACCAUUUAAAACAAUUCGUGGACAUUGUAUAAUCAGUUGUGUACUGAAAACCUAACUGAUGUGCUUGUGGGGUCCUUGUAUCAGGACAGGUUAGUUUGUUUGCCAGGUUCAUUUUGCUAGCAUGAGCCUGUGGAUUCUGAUUGCCAAAAGAAAGGAAGAGUGUUUACCUGUAGCUGUUCUGGUACCACCAACAUAUGGAAUGUUGGUAAAAAGUUUGUUUCAGUUCCUUUUUUUUCCUACUUUGACCGAAGUUUAAGUGAACCAUACUCAAAUGACCACCAACUCUGUCUUGAUAAAAAGUUAUGUCAUGAUUGUAUUGUCACAUGAUUAGGGGAGAAAAUGAAGUAAACAUUGCUGAUGAUCCCCAAAUUGAUUGACCAAGUUAAGAUUGUUUAUAUAGUUUGGGAAUUAGCAGUCCUCAAGCAGUGUUUGAUCAGCUUAUGCUAAACAGGCGACUACUCAUACUCCACUAAUUCUCUAGCUUUGUUCUUUGUUUUUGCAUUUGGUAACCUUUUUUAUUAGCCACACACUUUUCCAAGUGGAUUCAGUUGGAAGAUAUGUCCAGAAAUUUGAAGAAAAUUGUCACUGCCUUUGUGCUGGGUUGCCCUGCUUGAUUAGAUCAUGAUAUAUUGAAGUUGAGCUUUUGGAGGGAAAAUAAUAAUCCUGAGAUCAUAUUUUAUUCUUGAUAAGUUUGUUUUCCUGAUUUAUUUUUUUAUUUUUUUAUUUUUUGGAAAGACUCGCCAUCUGUACACGGCCUCUACAUUUUUUAAAAAGUUACAUUGACUUAGAGCAUGAGGAGGUUCCAGUGCAAACUCGGCAUCAGUAACAGAAAACAGUGCAUGCUUUGCCAUUGGUAGAUUGUCAGUAUAGUCUUUCUGUAGAGUGGAUAGCAUGUUAAAGAGGUGUCAUGAAUAAGAACUUCCGGGUUUAGUAGUAUGUCUUGUGGAGGAUAUCCUACGACUUGUGUACUUACAGGAUCCUCUAUCUUCACACGGCUUGGCACUCCGUUGUAACCUUCGUGGAUGGGAAUCUUUUUCACAGGCUGAUUCCCCUUCUUGAGGACAGGAUACAAAAGACAUUAGAGAAAAGCUCUACAGAUUACGAGGUUCUGUGUCUGUGUGCUCAACAUGGUCCUUUUUCCUCCAUGACAUAUGAAGGAAACUAAUUGUGUAUCUACUUUCUUUGACUUUCCUGUAAUCGAUGGUACUUUUUAAAUUGCAUGAUUUUAUGAAGCUUGUAUUCUUUAGGGAAGAGCAUUACUUUUUUAGAUACUUUUGUAGAUUUUUGAAUCAAAACUCAGUCCUAAUGACUUUAAAUUUUUUGUAUUCUAUAAACGAGUUUCAUUAUGAUGGACUUGAUUAGUCCGAAGUUGAUUUUAGAAAUUAUCAGGUAGCAUAAUGUCUUCCCAUCUCCAGGAGGCUUUCUGAUGGACUGAGUCUGUAGAUGAAAAAAUAAUUCAUGUAUGAAUAGCAUGAUUUCUGAGAGUUUAGAGUGCCUUGUAGAGUUUUUUCUCAAUUUCAUUCUUACAGUUUAUAAGCUGGGGGCCAAAUAAAUAGGGACCAUCCUUUUCUUGUUUGGCGGAGGCUGUGGCUCUGUUAUGUCCAAGGUUACAAAAAGUCUGUUGGGAAGAACAAAAAAACCAUGUAUGCAAAGCUGGACUCAUGGUUUGUCUUCUUCUCAAAGGAACUGUUUUUCCUUUGAGACAACCUUUUGGUAUUUCGGAAAAUAAUAGGACCUUAGAUUUUUUAAAUUGGCAUUAAGUCAUAGGAAUUAAAAUUUUCUUUGACUUUGAGCACAUUGCUGUGUAACUCAGCAAAGAGGAUUGACACAGUGGCUGGGCAGCCUUCUUACCCCUUCUUACAGCGUAAAUUAAUAGGUGGUGUUUGUGUGAGUUUUUUUCCCCUUUAUUUAAUGUUGAGCCCUAAUAGUUUGAAGUAUUAGGAUCCCGCCCCCCCCCACCUUCUCUUUGCUGCUGUCUUAGUAUGAUACAUGAAAUACAUCACCUUGUGUCUGUUUGUGUAUAUAUAGCGGUAGGUCAAGUUUAGAGUACUAAUGUCUGUAAAUAAGGAAUGACUAUUAGUAUAUCCAUUAGGAUGUUUAUUCUUGCCAGUAUAAUCAUCACUCUGUUGAGACUGAAGUCCCUGAAGCUUGCCCUUCUUAUUGCUUUCCAGUAGUAGGUAAUGUGCUUGAAUAAGUAUGUGAAUUGCUGAUUGCAGCUUCAUUCAGGGGACUACUGUUCAAUAUGUUUCGUUAGAAUGAUUGUUCAUGGAGUGAUACCUGGUCUGUGUUAAGCUAGCAAAAUGUUCAUACUUUACACUAAAUGGGUCCUAAAUGAUAACAUCUCAUCUGUAGACAUUAAUAUGUAUAUAUUUUUAUAUUGGCUCAAGCUAAGGUUCAGAAUUGAAUAAGAGUGAUAUUGACUAAAAUAGUUACCCAAGAGUCAAAAUGAAGUGAGGACACUGGUUCUUCAAAGGUAGAGAAAAAUACUGUCUGAUCUGCUGUUAGUGGUAUCCCCAGUUCUUAGAUUUUUAUCCUUUCAGGCAAUCUCAGUCCUAAGAUCUGAUGAGCAGAGCUUAUUACUCUGGCACGCAGAAGAAUUAUUAGCUCCAAAAAUAUUAUGUCCUUUUGCUCCAAGAUAGUAAGUGGCUUUUGAAAUAGCUGAGCCAAUCUUUUUCCACAGCCAUUCUCUUCCUGGUGAGGUUAUCACUCUUAUCUUUAGGUUAGGGAAGCAUCAAGCAAUAGUGGUGGUUCUGUGUCCUUUGGCCUAUUUUCAGCAGAUCUCUCGCAAGGCUUCCUUUUCAGUUGGCUCAAAGGAUUCAUUGUCUUUUUGCACAAAGAGUCUGGCCAGGAUCAUAGUUCUUAGCACAUUCAAAUAAUUAGCAGAGACCUAUCACAUGUGAAACUUAACCUUUUAAGAAUUGAUUGGGAGGUUGUCACUCAGUUCUUUAACCCGAGGCUAAUUGGGAGUGGGGGGACUGAAAAGUCUUGUCCAGGGCACUGAGAGUCUCUUAAGUGUCUCCAUUUCUCAGUCCAUUGCUUUUUCUUCCCUAUACUUAGAGGGUGCAUGGAUCUUCCCCUCUCUAUUCAAAUAUCAUUCAGUGCAGCCUGUGGGUUGUUCUCAUUCUUUACCAUCCUACAGACUGGCUAUAUCAUUAACUCUUAAAAGGUUAGACCCAUCAAUGUUCCCACUUGGCGGUAUUUGGCUUACUUACUUCCCUUAUAGUUUUUACUCCGCUGUGUUGUUUUCAUCUGUGGUAUGAUGGCUGGAAAGAACCACAUGGGUAUGGAGUAGUGAGUGACACCUCACCACCACUCCCCAGUUUUGUACUGAGCGAUGUAUGUAGACCAUUCCUGUUACAUUAUGUGACCACAGAGACUUGCCAGGGCAAAAUUUUCCUAAGUCAGAAAAACUAUUAAAUGAGAUGCUGAGAGAUACCUGGGUGAUACAAACUUAACAAGUUAGGCAGAGGACAAACAUUAGCUUAAAAUGUGCAGAUGUAGAAUUCUGUUCAGUGAAUUCUAGAACUUGAAGCAUCUUGGCUGUCGGCUAGUUUAAACCUUUCCCCUAUAGAUUAGGAUACCAGUGAAUAAGAUCCAGCCAGUUAAACCCUGGUUUGAUGUUAAGUAUUGUGAAAUAGGAGUUUUUAAAACAUAUUUGAGGUUAAAAGGACUGAUAUUUGAUAGUGAUACUUUAGUAGAAAAAAAUGCUUUUAGGCGUGUAUUCAUAAGAUUUCUCAUUAACAAAGUGUUAAAUUGCAUUAAGACAUUUUGAUGUUGACAUUGGCUUGAGCAGACUUUACAAAUAGGGUAUAUUCCUAUUUGUGGUAUACCCACCUGCCAUUCAGAGAGACUGGUCUUUGCCUCUAUUUGUCUUCCCUCACAUUGCUUUAAUUAUUCACCUGUUCUUUUAACGCUUCUCAAAUUCCUGUUUUGAUCUUUUAUCAGCUUAAUUCAUGUUCAGGCUUAUUGCUAUGAUGUGCAAAAGUGCUACUUUGCCCCAGUUUUGAAGACUUGGAUCCAAAUAAUGAUUCAUUAUAUAUAUAAAACAUAGUUGUGUUUAAAUAUACUAAAUUUCUAUUAGCUUAAACUGUUAACUUCUCAAGAAUGAUUUUCUCAGACUAAUGUUCACUAGUGUUCACUAAUAAUAAAAGCCCUAGUAAUUCAUCAUUAUUCUAUUCCGAAAACUCUUUUCUUCAAAAAUUAGGGAGGCAGCAAUAGUUAAAAUUCAUACCAGUCCCUUUGAGAUGGCGGUGUCACAAUACAGAGAGGAAUGGAGUUUGUUUUGAUGCCAAAAAGCCUUGUUCUUGCAGUACUUAAGGGUAAAAAGUUGGAACUAGUCAGUUGGCAUAUAGAGAAGCCCUUUUGUACUAGUUAGGUAUGAAGCUGAAUUAAAUAAGAAGCUUUGAUUACUACACUUGGUUAGACUUGGUUGGCUUAACUCAGGGCUGCAAACCCCUUUUCCUCCAUUAAGUCAUUUCUCUUAAUUUGGUACGCUUUUUGUCAAACUCUCCCCCUCUGUUGGAAGACUAAGUAUUCAACUUCUUUCACUCCUAGAAUUGAAUUUAGCUAAGGUUCAAACUGCUUACAGGCUUUGCCAGCACUGAAUCCCACACCAUUGUUCACGGAGUCCUAUAAAUGUGUUUAUUUAAACUUCUUUCCAGUGCUGGGAAUAAGGCUUUAAACUACUGAUUCACCUUUAAAGGAAUGUUGUGAAAAUUGAUAUAAUUUAUGUUUCUCUUAUCCAUCUCAAAUCCUUUAUAUAAAGGAUAGGAUUUAGUUUUUUGUUUUGGGUUAAGCACCCAGUUUAUCUGGUAACUAACAGCCUUAACCAUGGAUAUAUUGUCUUACUCAGAAAUAGGCGAAAAAGGUUUGAUGUAUCUGUAUUGUUACUGAUUUCACACACUUUACUUUCUAGGGGAGGACCAUAAUCUGAAGCUUUUGAUUUUAAACCAAUAACCUUACUUUAUGUAAUGACUUUUCAGUGUGGUUUGGUUAUCUGGAUUCAUACUAUGAUUGAAGAGAGGGAUGCUAGAACAAAAUAAGCAAAUGAAGAGCAAGUCAGGACAAAAGCACAGUGGUCUCAGAUUUUUCUUAGUGUGGGAGCCGUGGCUCUGCUCUCAGAAGAGCUCUAUAUCAUAAUUGUUGUCCAUGAUAAUGAAACCCCUCCAUCCUCUCCUACCCCUUCCCCAAGUUUAAGAUAGUUUACAGUCUGUGAACUCUGUCAAUAAGGGAAAUACAUAUUUCAGUGAUUGCCGCAACAGCACAAGUUGACGGUAGAUAACCACAACCUUAUUGGAGACUACGUUUAUCUUGGUAAAUUCACCUUGUACCCUAGGAAGGAGUGUUUACUUUUUUUUUUUAAUUGCCUUUGGACAAAUUAGUCUGGAUAAUUUUUCAAUAUAUCAUUGUAGCCUAGACUUCUAUAAGUGGAAUGAAUGUUCCUUAAUUAACUCACUUUUUGGUUAUAAUAGUUGGAAACUGAAAUUAAGCUCAUUGCUGUUAUUUGAAAUCCCAAAUUGGCAAAGGCCAAUAUAUAGGGUAUUUCAUAAUAUAAUCAGCUUCUGAAAUUUAUGUGUUUUUAUUAGUGCCUUCUGGUUGCCAAUAUUGACUCUGCUAGUUUACACAUUUCCCUUUCCUGAUAGAAUAUACUUAUUUGUUACAAUUCCUCUUUUUAAAUUUUGUUACGACUAGUCAAGGAAAUACAAAAAAUACAUUUAUAUUUACAUACUUUAUACACAGCCUUUGUUUAGGUUCAAGGAAACCAGGUAGCUCUAAUUCCUGUUGCAGUUUAAAUGUUAUUUAUUCAUCUAUAUUUGUUUUAUAUCCUUAAUUAAAACUAUAAGGUUACUUAUUAAUUCUGUGAGUAUAUUUUAACUAUUGUUUUUCCAGUGCAGGUUUGAUAGGCAUACCUGAGAACAUACAUCUGCCAACAGUUUCACAUUCCAUGAUAGGUAAAAAGCUUAAAGUAAAAGUCCAUAGAAAGCACAAAUCAUGUUCAUGCAGGUGUGUAUCUUCACAUGUAGAAAGCACAAGACUAACAGUAUUUCUUAGUAUCCCACAAGUGCCGGUUGUACAGCCCACCAGGUGUUUUGUCUUGGGAGUUGUGGAGGACCACAGUGUUGAAAGCCCUAGACAACGAGGUAUCCUGAGUUGUGGUCCUAAAUGAUAAGUGAUUCAAAUGUAAUAAUCUGAAUAAGUUUGUACUACUUUGGUAGAGGGAGAAAAGACAAAUAGUCAAGAAUGUUGCAGUUACAUUUGGGGGUUACUAGCGAAAAUGGGGUCUAUGCGUUCUUUCCUACAAUCUGGAACUAAAACAGGGACAGACUUCUAGGCUUUUGGUGGGUGGAAGAGUUUGACAAACUUUUGCUUUAAGCUGUAGGGCCAUUGGUGUUACUAUUUUUUAUCUUAAAUCUUUAGGCAAUUUUACCUGCUAUCAGUAGUUCCCUGAAAACAUGGAGAAAUUUUACAUUUUAACAGGGCAAAUACUACUUGUCUUUAAUCUUUGUGUAGCUUUGUAAGAGUUUUUGAACGUAUCUUUAUUUUUUCAUGUGCUUUACUGCACUUCAUUUUAACAGAGCAGAAUUUGAUCCAAGUGUUCUGAGCAUCAAACUAAAUCUGAGACAUACCUGCCAAACGAGCUACUUUGCUUUUCACAGGGGUUAUAAGAGUCUAAAGGAUUCUUUUACCUGUCCCAUUCCCUGCUUCAUGGUUAGAGUAGAUGAAAUCAGAAUGUGUGUGCAGGAGAAAAUGUGUUUUCUUGCACUCUGUAUUGCCCUUGUCUUAUCCCUUGCUUUCUUUACCUGAAUAGUCCCAGUUUAUCAAGAAUGAAUAGUCUUUGUCUUGGAUUUUGCCCAUAGGUCAAAAGCUGUAACUCUCAGAAUGGGAGAGAAGUGACUACCUUUGUUCCCACUCUCCUCUAGUUUGUGUAUUUAUCUUCUUAAGGAAAGACUUGGUCCACUCUGGUAAUACAUGGGAUGAAGAUUAAAGCUGAUGUAGACUAAUGUCACAUGUUUUAGAAGGGUUAACCGGAACACCUUGAGGGAGAGAUUGCUCCUCUAGUAAAAAAACAGGUGUGUUCUCUCAGUAUUUUAGAAUGUAAAACCUCUGGUUUGGGGGAUGAGGGCAGAGGAGUGCCAGAAAUGCAGGAAAAAAAGAGAAAGGUUUGAGGAAUGUCUUUGGCUUAGCAAUGUGUGUUAAGGCAAAGCAGUUACAACCUGUUAGUCCUAUAUAGUAUGCGUCUGUACCUUUUUAAGUGUUGUUUUUAAAUUUAAAAUCAUUUGUAAGAACUUAAUGCUUUUGAAGAUUCCUUUGGCAGAAUAUCUUUCAUUUAUAAUUCCAUGGAAAAUUGCUUUAAUUAGUCUAGGUGAAAGUCGUCCUAGCAGUGUAAAUAUGUAUAAUUACAAUUUUCUAAUUUCACUUUGAGAUCUCUAACUCUUGAGUGGCAAAAACAAAUCAACAAGUCUUUUGCUCAUGGACUUUUCUGUGGCGUUGUUAAAAUGCAAAAGCUUUAUUUUUGUUAAUAAUGACAUAUUACAUUAGUGUCAGAUGAUGAUAUGGAAUCUGUUCCCUGCUUUCCCCUACCAAUAUUGCUUUGGUUUAUAGAUUGCCAACAGAGUUCAGAAAUACAGCAGGGAUCUACCCAUUCUUUGCUUGGACAUCCCAUUUCUGUUGCCCGGACCUAUGUUGGCAAUCACAUACGAACUACGUUACGCUUCUCAGUGCUUUUUUUUUUUUUUUUUUUUGAUAAGGUGGAUAUCAAAAAUAGUUGCUGUGCAAAAGUUAGUAGUCUUCUUCAAGAAGAAAACCAAUUCCUUUUCUAAUAUCCUGUGAAAUCGCUUCAUUCAUUUCUUUAUUUUUAAGCCAAAUGUCAGCAGCGUACUGCUGCUUUUAUCUAGUACUUUUGAUAUGUAAGUAUUGCAUUUUAAAAAGAUGUCUUCGUUGAAAAUUGUUUUUCCUAGUGUCCUCCCUUUUAUGCUUUGUUCAUAUUUUCUGUAAGAGACCAGUCUGUGCACUGGGGGUGUGUAUUGUGUACAUGUAUCAUUUCGUCAGUUAUGCAUUGUAGACCAAAUGUGAUUAUAAAUGAAGCUGUUGUGUUAUUGGUGAGUUUUUGGAAUUGUAAACUGAUUUCCAGUGUACCCUUUAUUGUCCACAGUUUUUUUUUUUUUUAAGGUUUGAUUGAUGGGGUCCAUCUUCACAUUGUACAGUGUUUUAGUUGCAAGCAGAAAGUAGAAUUUGGUAUAAACCAGUUUAUUUCCAUAUUGAAGGGAAUACAACUGAAAUUGUAGAUUUAGGAUUGUUAACCAUACAUGACAAUUCUAACUUGACUAUUAUUCUAACCUGUAUACAAUCUGAUUUUUAAAAAUUGUAGACAUGUAUGAUCUUGGUUUAAUGUGUUUUUUAAAAGUGUUAUUGUUGAAAAAAAUGGAAAAACAAAUCUGCUUAAAGAGCUGUCAGUUUUCAUUACUGACUCUGUAAAAUACACUGUCGUUUGUGUACUGUGUGUACUUCUCCAGCUGCUGCAUUAGCCUUCAAGAGUAUUUGGAAACUUCAGAUGAACCUACAUUUCUUGCAAAGUAUAUUCCUUUCUGUGGUAUCUUGUCCUGUAACUGAAGUAUAGUAAUUAUUUUAUGGAAAUGUUAUUAGCACUUCUGUACCAACUUUGAAUAAAAUGAAAAAUUUACA